GUCCGCGUGUGUCGUCCCUGCCAGAAGAGGAGACUGACCGCGUCCCGCCAAGGUUCGGGUUAGUGCACCGUCAAGAGCGCCACCGACGUCCGUCCAGGCCUCUGGAGUAACGGAAAAGACACUGCUGCAGUGCCCUGCGUCACCCGUACCCGCACUACUGUGGAGCCGGGCGUAUCUGUCCGGGCUCUCACCGGUGUCUCCAGAGGACCGCCGCAGGUGUGGACUCGUAGCUGAAGAUCCACACGGUCCGCGUGCAAGGCUCUGCGUCCGCUCGGUCUUCUCUCCUUCGCGAAGUGUGUGCACAACACGGAGCGGUCUCCUGCGGCGUGCUCCGACGACGCCGUCUGCAAAUUCUCCCGUGGGGCCUCUUCCUCCCUGUAGUGGACGGGGGAUCCGUCCUGCAGUGUAUACGCGUGAAUCACCGUGUACCCGGCAAUGGUGCUCGUGGUCGGUGCCGUGGACAGUUCGGUGCGCCUGUCCGCGACGAGCGGCGGCGGCGUCCACGCGUCCGACGCGUUCGGAUGGUGCUCGCCGUCGCGGCGACCGCUGGUGAUGACCGAGUCGGCGGCGACGUCCUUGGGCGCCCUGCUGGCGGCGCCCACGCCGCCCCUGCUGCGUCGCAUCCUGCUGCGGUCCCACGGUGACGCGCCAAUGGGGUCGUCGUCUUCCGACGGCGUCGGCUACCGCAGCAUGAGCGGCAGCGGUGGCGACGGCGACUCCGCCGCCCCCAACGGCAGCGCCGGGGGCGUCCCGCCCCUGGUGCCGUCCGCCAUGACGUCCUCAACGAGUUCCAACGCGACCGGCGCCGGCGGCGGCUCGCUGCGACCCCCGAGCAAGCUUCGCCGUCCCACCACGCUCACCAGCUCGGCGGCGGCCGGGGCGGCGACCGCCAACAACGCCGCCACGGGUCCGUCCCCCCUGAGCAGCGGCGGGUCGGGCGCCAGGACCCCGCUGUCGGCGGCCUCUUCCAUGUCCGCCCUCAACGAUAAGUCCGAGACGGGCGGCCCGUUCAACCACGGCUCGGCGGACGACUUCAUCGUGGGCGACCGCGUGUGGGUGAACGGCACCCGUCCGGGCUACAUCCAGUUCCUGGGCGAGACCCAGUUCGCCACGGGCGACUGGGCGGGCGUGGUUCUGGACGAGCCCGUGGGCAAGAACGACGGCUCGGUCAACGGCGUGCGCUACUUCCAGUGCGAGGCCCGGCGCGGAGUGUUCGCGCGUCCCGAGCGCCUCUCGCGCUUCCCGGGGCCCGGCGCCAACGGCACCAACACCACCGCCACGCUCGUCGGGCCCGGAAAGACGCAGGUGACCACCACAAGAGUGAGCUCCCCUACAGGAAGCACUCGGUCUUCUCCGCGGGCGGUCACCAUGCACACGUUGACCACGACAACCGACUGUGGGUUGCGGGUUGGCGACCGUGUCAUAGUGAACGCCUCCUCGGGCAUGAAGGCUGGCACCCUGCGCUUCAUUGGACCCACAGAGUUCGCCACAGGACAGUGGGCUGGUGUGGAGCUGGAUGACCCUGUCGGCAAGAAUGACGGCUCCGUUGCUGGAAAGAAGUACUUCAGAUGCCUGCCGCGGCAUGGCCUCUUUGCACCCUUGCACAAGGUGGCCCGUGAGGGAGGCCACACCUCGACUACCACGACAACGACCACGCGCACAACGCGCAUCACCUCGCAGCCGCGGCGUGCAGGUAGCCAAGAAUCACUGCGCAGCUCCCUGAGCUCGGCCUCCGCCAGAGCCGGGGUAAGGCUGGGCGUCGCUGCACUAACCUCCCCUGCCAAGAAGUCUACUAAGCCGCUCACCUCACCUAUGGUAGCGUCACAGAACUCCCUACAGGUGGCUCUGAAAGAGAAGGAAGAACAUGUGGAGCAACUGCUUAAGGAGCGUGACCUCGAAAGGGCAGAGGUUGCCAGGGCCGCUGUGCAAGUUGAAGAGACAGAGCAGCAGCUGGCAGCGCUCCGCACGGAACACCAGUGCUAUGCGGAGGAGAUGGAGCAGCGAGCUGCGUCUUUCCACCAGCUCUUGGAGGAGCAUGAGCAGGAGCGAGCACGGCUCAUGGCGCUGAACUCGGACCUCCAAAGGAAAGUGGAAGACCUGCAGUUCCGCUUGGAGGAACAGGAAAUUUUGCAUUCGGACAAUUAUACUGCAGCUACUGCGCAAGCGGAGAAAAUUGCCAGACUUGAGAAGCAGCUACAGGAGUACAAAGACCAGCUGGAGGCGGCCAAACUGCAAAGCAGUGCCCAGGAUAAUGGCAUGCAAGAGCUCAUGGUGCAGUACAAAAGUGAGGUGCAGAACUUGAAGGAAGCCCUGAGCCAAGCUGAAGCCAAGCUGUCCACAUUUGAAGCUAAGCAGGUUGAAGACGGAAGCACAAUAGGCAAGCUGCGGGAAGACCUCAUAUCAAGGGAUGAGGCGCUGCUCCGACUGGAAGCCUCCCUGGAGCAGAAGUCCAAGGAACUGCUCGGUCUCAGGGACAAUGCGGUCGAGCUUGAGGAGAACCUGCAGGCUUUGAAGGAAAAGGAUGAAAGCCAGCAGCAAGUCAUCGAAGAUCUGACCAGCAGGCUAGCAAAGGUGCAGACAGACUACGACUUCCUCAGCGAAGAGUCCCAGAUUAUCAAAAGUGAUGCUGCAGACCAGCAGCGGCUGGUCUCCUCCCUGGAGGAGCAGUGCAAGCAGCUGCAGACCCAGAAGAGGGCCCUGGAGGAAGAGCUGGGCACAGUCAGGUUGGCCGCCAGCGGAGGCUCCAGCCAGGUGGAAGAGCUCAACAGCCGACUGCAGGAGAAGGAGAGGCUGGUGGAAAACCUGGAGGCCCAGGUGCGCACCCUGUCCCAAGAAGGCGACAAGGCCCGGCAAGAGGUGGCCCAGCUCACCGAGAGGCAUCAGUCUGCGACCGAGCGCACCACGGCCGAGCAUGCCCGAGAGAUUGCCUCACUGCAGCAGAGGCUGGCUGACCUGGAGGGCAAGCUGGAGGAGCGUGUGCAGCGUUGCCGGACUCUGGAGCAGUCCAACAACGAAGCUCAAGUAGAACUGGAGAGCCAGCUGCGGUCGUGGCAGGACAAGCUGGCCGCCGCGGAGCAGCAGGCCCAGAGGCUCACCCAGGAGCUCGAACAGACGCGAGAACUGCUGGCCGAGGAGCGGCGCCUGCGUGACAUCCAGAGCCAGGACCUGGGCUCAGAGGUUUCUGAGCAUGAACGCCAGCUCGUGGUGGCCAGGGCGGAGAUGGAACGCCUCAAGGCCGAGUUUGACGCCCACCGGGAAGACUUGGCACGUCAGGUCACCGAGACCAGAGAGAACGAAGCCCGUGCCGUCGAGGAACUUCGCCGAGAAAUGGAGAGCCAGAUAAGUGUCGUCAAUGAAUUGCGGCAGCUCCUGUCGAAGACUGAAGAAGACAGGCGGACUCUCGCGGAACGCAACACUCAACUUGAGGAGCAGCUUGCACAGGCCAGUGCCACACAGAAGAAUGCUGAUGAUGGCAGCGCAGCAGAGAUCAAGGCCCUCAAGAGCCAGCUUGAGAACCUGCAAAACAGGGAGCAGCAACUUUCCCAGGCCAGGGAAGAGUUGCGGACCAUGCUGGAGCAGGCCAAGGGCAGGGCAGAGGAGGACCAGCGCAAGUUCAGCCAAAUGGCACAAGAGGUUUCCCAACUGGAGUCUGAGCUGGAGCGCAACAGGUCCCUCCGAGAGCUGCUGCAGAAAGUGCAGGACGAGAAGCACCAGCUCGAGGCUAAGGUGGCAGAGCUGAAGGCUGCUGCAGCAACUGCUUCAGCUGCAGCUGUUAACGGCAAGGCCUCUAAUUCUGCAGCAGCCACCAAUGUCAGCCCUGCACAUUCAACGGAAGGCGGAGGUGGUGACCUAGCCCUGAAGGAAGAGAGAGACAGUCUUCAGAUGCAGGUGGACUUCCUCAACUCUAUAAUUGUGGACAUGCAACGAAAGAAUGAUGAUCUCAAGAGGCGCAUUGAGGUUCUAGAAGCAGGGCCUACCCUCGACGACAUCGACAUUAACCUCAAUGGCAUCAAGGCCCCCGUGCCACCACGCCUGUUCUGCGACAUCUGUGACCGUUUCGAUGUGCACGACACGGCUGACUGCCCCAUCCAGUGCAGCAUGGAUGAGGAGAUGGCAACCCACAGCCGCCAUGGCUCUCCCAGACGCUCGAGUCGACCCUACUGUGACAUCUGUGAAAUGUUCGGCCACACGAGCACAGAGUGCGACCCCAGUGAAACGUUCUGAAGGGCGACGUUGUGGGUGUAGAAUUAUUCAAGACUGUGGACUUGCUGCGACUCGUUUCUUCGAGCAUCUGGAACAGAUGCAAUGGUCCCUGUGCAGGCUGUUUGAGAAUUAAGGCCACAAGGGUUAGUGCUGUAGUGUGGUCUCAUAAUACAGGGGUUAAGUGCAGAGAAUGUGAGUGACACAGUGGUGUUUUGUAAGCAAACACUCGUAGCAUGUCGUUUCUUGCAUUCAAAUAGGUCUGUAUCAACAUUGUUCUCAGCACUACAGGUGUUUUUUCCUGGAUCAUUACACAUUGCAGCGCAGGAGAAAGCUCCAAGGUCUUUUGAAGUUUUUAGUAGUUGUUCUUGUUCUUGUUUUUUUUUCUUCAGCUUGCGCACAGUUUUUUAGUCUGAAAGUAAUUUUAAAUGUGUGCUAGGUCAGCUGUUCCACGUUGAGCAGUGUUGAGCUUAGUAAAAUAUUUUGCGGGGCACUCACCAAACCCUCUACAGUUGUAUAGAGAGUCAGAUGUGUGCGCACAACGAAUUUUGUCGUUUUUUUCUUUCCAUUUUCAUUUUGGUCACUGUAGUGUUGACCUGCUUUUUUUCGGGGAAUUAGUUUUUCCAACGAAUUGUAGGUCAGUGAGAUUUUGAUGUGUGCGAGAGUUGUUAUUGUACAAUGAACUUGCGUAGAUGGCAUCAUUACUUUUCAGGCUGCCUAUAGCUGCAUUGUAGAUACUGUUAACAUACAUUAUUAGCUUGUUUUCGGAAGAACUUUGGGUGAGCUUUAAAUAUUAAGCUUCGUUAGCGAACUUUUAUGUGAGCAGAGCAACCUGUGAACGAGCUUUGCCUACAUUUUGCUUCCACGUUGAUAUAUAUACUGGGAUGUUUUGGUGCUUUGUACAGAUUAUAAAGGUGCAGAAGCCUGCAAUUGAAGCUGUCUGGAACACAGUCGCUUGUUAUCGUUGUGCAUAAUAACAUGUCAUCAAGGGGCUCUUGCGUUUCAUUUUCAGGCGGUGAUAUGUUUUAAGAGUUUGCAGCCCGGGUAUGUACAUGUGCUCAGGAUAGCAGUGUGUUCAUGGUGACAGCUAGUGAGUGAUUUGUCUCAUGCACAAAUCAGCAAACCUCUGCUUCUUGGUGCAUGUAAGUGGGCACAUAUAAGUGCCAAUGUUGAAUCAACACAGAGAAAGUUGUCUGGUAGUGUUAAAGAUGCUCUAAAUGUAUGGCCAACCAUGUCACACUAGUUUAGGCAGCAGUUUCCUUUGCCGCGGAACGUCAGAGAGCAGACUGCCGUCCAGGCCUGUUUUUAUCCAUCGCGGCCUUCCUUGCCCAUGUUAACAAUGCUUGCAAUUUUUCUCACAUGAUGAACAGUGGGGCUACAAAGCUUUGAGAACUGAGGGCGCCUUCAGGCUUGUAUUUUGUCACAGUCACAAUUAGAAACAAAAGGCCCACAAAAUUUUGCUACAAUGUUGGUUCAGGGCUGGUGAGAAUAGCUGGGCUGAUCACCUUGCAUUGUCUCUGUAUUGCUCAACAUUGUUUCUUACUUAGGAGCAGGGUUUGUGUGAGUAAAGAAAUUUUAAUUUGCUAAGUAGUUAAGGCAUUGCCUGGCUUCAUGCUAGCAGUACAAAAAUUGGGCAAACUACUGAGAAAGCAAGAUCAGGUUGGCUGUUGAAGUUUUGUCUGUCUGUCUGAUUGCUUAGUUUAAGCCACAACAUAAAUUGUAAGCAAUAAGACUCAUCUCCAAUAUUGUUUCAAAUCAGUGUCCAACAAAAAGCUUCCACAAACAAUAUACAGUACUACGUAUUGGCACAUUUAGUCUAAGCCACAAAGAAAAGAUUGAGCUGUAGGCAUUUAAGAAGGUAUAAUUGUUUAGUUUUAAGUUUUAAAAUCACUUAUUCGGUCGAAAAGGGUUUACUUCUUUAAGUUAGUGUAUAUUCCAUUUCAUACAUAGCAGGAAACACUACCGAGGCUAGAGAGACUUUUUCCACCGCUUGCAUUAGUGACUGAAACGUAGUGCGUUAUAUAUGCAAGAGAGAUAGAUAGAUAUGCAUCAUGUAAUUCAAGCUAACAUUAGCCCUGUAAUGACCAAUAUAGCACAAGUGCUAUGCAGAGUUUUUUAUGCCUCAAAAUGCUUAUUCCUGCACAGGAAGCUUAAUGCAAAGCAUACAGUUAUGUUUUUAAUGUGCUGCAGUGAAGUUCCCACCUCUGGAUAGUUCAGCAAAUCGACUAAUCAUGAAUUAUUUACUAUACUAGUUAGGUUAAAAAUCAAUUAGGUAACACUUCAUUGCUUUUUUGUGCAAAUGUGCUUGGCAUUGUAAGAAAUAAAGCUAACAAGUUGUUCCAGUUUUCCUUGAUGUAGAAUGGUGUUUUUGUAUUACAGGGUUAGGUCUCUCGCUUUCGUCACAAAAUAUAACACAAUUGUUAUAUGGAAGUUGUCGUAGAUCUGAAUAUAUUCUCCACCAAACAAGCAGAGUGGCACAUUGGUACUACCCACAGCUACAGCGCACCACCUACGCUGGUUACUAAAACAUAGUAGUAUGCCACAAGCUGGAAGCACAGAGAUGUACAAAUAAUACGCGAUUCAGCGUAACUUUACUUCUGCAAGUUGUAGUUUUAAUAUAUGAUGUCAUUAUUGAUAGAAAGUGUCACAUCUAAAAAAUAAGCAACUGAGCUGUGUAACGUGCAUAGUAAGGCUUCUAUCACUGUGCUGUACUUGCAUUGCUUCUGCAGUGUGUCCUGCUAAGUAUGAAACCAAGUGUAAUGUUUCAUUCUCUUAUUUGUUGACAUAGUACAGAUAAAGUUUACAAUGUUGCUGAGGGCAACACUAUGUUGUUUGGCUUGGCAUAAAACAAUUUCUUUAUCUGACGUUCGAUUCGUGAAGAUUUAGCUAGCAUCAAAUGCGUGCCAUUGUUUUCGUGUCGCCGCAUAAAAAAAUGGAAUUUUUUGCCCCUCGGAGGGUUAAGACAGCUUCAGAUUGAAUUGCCCAUUUGUUGUAUCUGUCAGUCACUGUUUUGUAUUGCCGCUGUUCUUCAGUCAGGCUCUGCUGUCCAUGGAAUCUGACUCCACGCUUCUGAGUGUGCCCGACUUAUGGCAUGAGUUGCUUUGAUUCUUUCACUUUGCAGCUCAGAUCAGGCUAUUCAGUGCUUAACAAUGCAUAACAUUUUUGCACAUUUCUUGCAACGACCGUCCACAUACUAGUCACUGCGGUGGCACUUGUGCUCUUCUGAAGUUGAGUUCCUGUUUAUGUUUGCACGAAAUGUGUUCUCAAAGUCAUUCGUGUAAAAGAAAGCUUAUUUACCACAGUUCUUUUCUUUCUCGCAGGUAGCAAUAUACAUAUGGGGUUACAGAAAGUGAAAAAUUCAUACCCCAACGUAUACUCCCAAAAUAUGCCGAAAUAUAGGCAAUUCAACAUUUUGACACACUUUACUACUAACGCCACAUUUUGCUGAACUGAUUGUUGAAUGUAGAACCUGUGUAAAAUUCAGAUCACGGAAAUUGGAAUCCAAUGAUGCCAAUGGCUGUUCACAGGUGACAUUGACAGGUGUUCUGUGUGUCACAUCAAGACGGUGAGACAGUAUGUCUACAUGCAAUUCCUGCCUACUUUUUUUAUGCUUGUAAUAUUGGCAAAUUUAGAAGCAUCUGUUGAUUAAGUCAGAUCAACAUGCACAGUGCAUUUUUUUUAAUGCCUGUAAAGUACCUUUUGUUUUUGUUGCUGUUAAGGUUUGAGCCUAUUGUCUGCUACACUUGAAACUGUAAUGUGUCUCUGUCCACUUGAGCUAAGUGAUAUGAAAGCUGUAAUCUCACUGGCAUGCUCAGCUUGUUGCAAUAUUGACUUGAGUGCCUUGUGAUGGGGCAGCUAUCUUUACUAUAGAAAGAGGGUUGAAAUCUGUUUAAGGCAUAUAUCAGUGUUGAGCUAGGUGGUGUUACUUGGUUGUACAAACAGCACCUUUUUGCUGGAUGUGUAACGGCCAGCAACAACAGUUAACCUGUUUCUGUCAACAUUGUGAAUGAUUGUAGCAAAUGAAAAUUGCUGUAUACUCCUCUAGAAUGCCAAUUUUACAGAAUGUUUAUAUAAUGUGUUCAGUUUGCAAGGUGCAAAUAUUGGCAGUUAUGUGUGCUGAAGUUUCGAAUUAAAGGAAUAUUUUAAAGCGAA
This is a messenger RNA of Dermacentor albipictus, 8352 nucleotides long. Its product is annotated as CAP-Gly domain-containing linker protein 1-like. Lineage: Eukaryota; Metazoa; Arthropoda; Arachnida; Ixodida; Ixodidae. The record is from RefSeq and is a predicted model, not a curated record. Gene Ontology annotation, molecular function: microtubule plus-end binding. Gene Ontology annotation, biological process: cytoplasmic microtubule organization. Gene Ontology annotation, cellular component: cell cortex; nucleus; microtubule plus-end.